This is a messenger RNA of Linum tenue, 159 nucleotides long. The record is from the annotation of a GenBank genome assembly. NCBI's taxonomy places the organism in Eukaryota, Viridiplantae, Streptophyta, Magnoliopsida, Malpighiales, Linaceae.
AUGGUAGCAGGAGCUAAACACUGUCACAAGACUUGGGAUUGCACCACCUUGGAUGCUUGCUGGGAUGACUGCAAGAGCCGCUACGGUGGGAGAGGACUUUGUGAUGCCAUCCCUCCCCCUGUCAGUCCUAAGCAAUGCUUUUGCUAUUAUGAAUGUUGA